AUGGGUGCCUACGACAUUAAAGUGGAGAUCGACAGAUCCGCCACAAGCACAUUCACCAACUACGACGUCAUCAAAGGCACUGUCACUUUGGUAGUCACCAAUUCCAUCUCUCUCAGCUAUAUCCAAGUCAAGUUGGAAGGCAUUGCAAAGACCCAGCUAGUGAUCCCAGUAGUGCGAAGAAAGGGCAAGGUCGACAACAGAGUCAUCCAGGAUGUCCACAAGGUGCUUUAUGAUGCCAGCGUUGUAUUUCCACCAGAGAAUGUCCGCCAGGUAUCGCUGUCCAAGGACUUCACUUUGCCACCAGGCAACUACACCUAUCCGUUUGAGUUCAAAAUCCCACUCAACAGCUCGUGUGUCAAGCUCCUGGGGAUCACCAACAAGGUGCUGAUCAACAAGAACUUCGACUUGUUGAUCAAUAACGGUAACUUCAACCGUGGCAUUGUGGGAAGCAUGGCCAAGCUGAUGUUGCUGGAGCUUUCGGGACAGCAGGGACAGCAGGGGCAGCAGCUGCGCCCCCAGCAGCAGAACUACCACAUCUCAUCGCCAUUGCCACCUUCGCUAAGUGGAAUUGGCGAGUUUGCCAGCGUGCAAUAUUUCGUCAAAGUUACUUGCAAACGGUCGUCUUUCUUGAAAACAAACCUCCGUGCCUACGACCCUUUCAUCUUCCUCCCGUUGGACUUAGACAUCUACCAGCCUCCCAACGAUGAGGACUACCGCGAGGUGUUUGUGAGAAAGCAAUUGAUCUUCAGGGAUCGAAUCCCAGAGAUUGUGGGCGUAGUGAUGCCUCCUGAAGCAAAUAAGCGCAAGACGUUGCCGCUGGUCCCCCAGUACCAAAAGAAGGGCUUUUUAUCACGGUUGUUUGACCCCGUUCCGUCAUUGCCAAACCCUCCUCGUCCGUCCAAAGGUGGUGAUGCAUACUACCCUGAAAUUCGAUCAAAGGAUGUACCAUUUUCGUUCGAGGUCCGGUUCCGCCAUCCAGCAUUUUUGGUACCUACAAAACCGCCUUCCUUCAGGCUCUAUUUGGUGUCUGAUCGCAACCCUCUGAGGUACACUUUAGGCGAGUAUGGACGUCCAGAAGACAGCAAUGGGUUGGGGGUGGUGUAUCUCCAGCGCUUGGUGGUGGAUCUCACCUGUACCACUGUCAUUCUGGUGCUCCAGACAGAUGGAUCCAACCAGGCACUCCACAACGCCCUGCGUGACGAAAACAUCAGUGUGUGCAACAACAGCUAUCAGAACCUCAUGUUUGACUUGAUGUACUGCAAGAGGACCAAAUCUGCAUCUGCCACUUCCACCAACGCAGCACCUGGCGACGUUUACGAGUUGGAGAUUCCCCAGAAAUACUUUGCCAACUGCGUGCUUCCCGACCACCUUUCACCAUCAUUCAAGACGUGUAAUAUCACCAGAAAGUACACCUUGACAGUCGAGGCCAGUUUUUCCAACGAGAAGAUUGGAGACUUCCGCAGUGCUGACGAGUGGGCCAAAAAGGUCAAGUCAGUCGACCUCGUGUUCCCCAACAUCAAGCUUUUGAGUGGGUUGGCCAUGACCAGCUCGCUCCAUUCGUCCUCGAAAACCAACUUGGGCGAAAAGGCACCUCCUACUCCGCCAGUACGGCCCACUUACGAGCCUGAUGUUAAAGUUCCUGUGCCUGCCGAAGCUCCCAGCUAUCCCAGCGCCCACGACGAGAAGUCUGAGCCUGUGGAGCAUCUGCUACUUCCCACCUAUGACGACGUUGUUCGCGAGAGCUCGUACCAGGACGAUUCUGAGCACAAUCGUGCCCGCAGACGGUAUGAGCAGCACGAGCAGUACUACAAUAACCUCGAGUAG
Suhomyces tanzawaensis NRRL Y-17324 is the source of this 1824-nucleotide messenger RNA. RefSeq lists its product as uncharacterized. The transcript has a single exon. Gene Ontology annotation, cellular component: plasma membrane; cytoplasm; cytosol. The coding region runs from base 1 to 1824 and encodes 607 amino acids. NCBI's taxonomy places the organism in Eukaryota, Fungi, Ascomycota, Pichiomycetes, Serinales, Debaryomycetaceae. The record is from RefSeq and is a predicted model, not a curated record. Gene Ontology annotation, molecular function: ubiquitin protein ligase binding; protein-macromolecule adaptor activity. Gene Ontology annotation, biological process: ubiquitin-dependent endocytosis.